CCUAUUAUUUUUACAUUUUUUUAAUAAUUAAUCCAUCGGUUAGGCCCUGCAGACGACGCACCUCUUUGAAUCACCACGGCACCACCUCAUUGCUGUCGUUCGCGAUUCCUGUUCUCCAACUCCUCUCCAUCGCUUCUUCUCAGAAGAUCGGUGUCUUUUAGAGUUUCACGAUCAUCACUGAAUCCCGAUUAAAUUGAGAAGAUCGUUUGAUUCCAAAUUUAAGGUCAAGACGCUACACUAAAAGAAGGGAACAAACCAGUUGCCUAGUGGCCCAAUUCCUGUGUUCCUGAUCUCAAUCAUGGCAGCAGUAGCACCAACAGUUUCUCAGCUAUCGUGCUUCUCUUCAAUCAACCGUAAUCUGCGACUCCAUCUUCGAUUCUCUCCUCUCUCUACUCGCUCCAAGUUAUUGAUUGUUAUGAAUCUUGAAGGAGCUCGAGAUACAGAUAGUUCCAGUUCAAAGGUCAAAACUAGGCUUAGUUAUGCAGCUGACGAAUCAAAACCAUACGUGGAAGGGCCUGCAAAGCCUUAUGUAGAAGAAAAAGGAAUUACUGAUUCAGUCAAGGUAUAUGGCACAGCAAAAAUCCAUGACUUCUGUUUUGGGAUUCCUUAUGGUGGUCUUGUUCUAAGUGGGGGCCUUCUAGGUUUUGUAUUGUCUAGAAAUCCUACGAUCCUGAGCACAGGUGUUUUAUUUGGAGGUGCUUUGCUAGCCCUUAGCAUCUUUAGCUUGAAGAUAUGGAGGCAAGGAAAAUCUAGUAUGCCAUUUGUGCUAGGACAAGCUGUACUCUCAGCAGCCCUUUUGUGGAAGAACUUUCAGGCAUAUUUAUUGACAAAGAAACUAAUUCCAACAGGGUUUUAUGUUGUUAUCAGUGCUGCAAUGCUAUGCUUCUAUUCAUAUGUGAUGAUCUCUGGAGGAAACCCACCACCGAAAAAGUUGCAUUCUUCAACUGUUAUGUCAUGAUGAGAAUUCAGAAAGGUCAGAUUAUAAAUUUAAUGAUGGAACUUUUUGUGAUUAUAGGAGAAUGAGUUGCAUUCUUCAACUGUUAUGUCAUGAUGAGAAUUCAGAAGGGUCAGAUUAUAAAUGAUGUAAUUUUUUGUGAUUAUAGGAGAAUGAGGCUGCACUGUUUACUUA
Molecule: messenger RNA, 1129 nt
Organism: Hevea brasiliensis (rubber tree)
Lineage: Eukaryota; Viridiplantae; Streptophyta; Magnoliopsida; Malpighiales; Euphorbiaceae
Product: protein FATTY ACID EXPORT 1, chloroplastic
Exons: 7
Coding region: 299-958 (219 amino acids)
Cellular component (GO): membrane
Source: RefSeq, a predicted model, not a curated record